Messenger RNA from Alosa sapidissima (American shad), 2139 nucleotides. RefSeq names its product Fc receptor-like protein 4. The record is from RefSeq and is a predicted model, not a curated record. The transcript is spliced from 11 exons. Lineage: Eukaryota; Metazoa; Chordata; Actinopteri; Clupeiformes; Clupeidae. The coding region runs from base 772 to 2139 and encodes 455 amino acids.
AAUCAUAUGUUUGGAUUCGGCUUGAUUGAUGGCUACAUCUGACUGAUUAGCCAAUCAAAUCGACCUGUUAUGGCGAGGUAGGCAGGUCUGACUGCAGCUGGGCCUGCAAUGUUCCAAAAGAAUACCCGGAACCGUUCAUCACGAAUUUUGACGCUGUCUGUUACGUGAUGAACUUCGUGAGCAACUUCUGUCAGUCAGACAGACAAACAUUCACUGGAAAAUUACAUGUCACACUGACAUGACUAUGGUUAUAGUUAUGAACAGUAAAUUGACCGUUUUUGUUUAAAAAAUAUAUAUUGAUACGCCUUCAUUAAGCAAAAUAAUAAUGUAACGUUGCAGUGUCAGCUGGACUACAUGUUAGCAAGAUGCACAUAACGUCAGCUAGCUCUGCACGUAGCUGGUAACCUAUGCAGGAAUUGUUAAACCACAGCGCCUGCAAGAGCCUUGUUCCACUUCAACAUUGCGUUGAAAAUAACCUAGACUGCACAUAUCACCAGGAUCAAGAUUAAUCUACAACCUCGUAUGGGCACCACUAUGGUAAAUGACUGUGUUACAGUCUGACCACCCAAAGCAUUUAAACAGCACAAGGGAUUUUACUGUUUCUCAAGACUGAGAGGAAGUUCAGUAAAGCAUAUAUCAGCAAUGCUUUGUGUAUCUUCUACGAUGUUACUUCUACGAAUGUUACUUCUACGAUAAAGUAACCGAGUUAGUCACUGUGGAACAGUGUUAUAAAAGUAUCUGGUUAUCAGGGCAAGAAGAGCAUGAGUGAAGAUGAAAGCGACAAGUUCACUCCCUGUGGUUGUGUUUCUCAUAUUGACCAUCAGCCAAGGUGUCCUCAGUAAUAUGGGAGGACGUUAUUUGUCAGUAGCGCUUUACGGCUAUACGGAUAUCUGCGCUGUGAGAGGAUCAUCAGUGGUCAUAUCCUGCUCUUUCAAGAAUCCUUGUAACCUCACCAUCUCUAAAAUCUACUGGGGGAUCACAACCCAGGAAGGAAAAACACCUACUGAUCUCAGAUUGAAUGCUGCAUACAAAGGUCGUGUUCAAUAUUUCUGGAAAAAUGACACCAACUGCACAAUGGAAAUACAGAAUGUGAAGAAGGAGGACAGCUCAAGUUAUCAACCCAUUUUUGAGAUUAAGAAUGCCAAUCAGACAAGGAAAGGCCAGUUUGAGAUCAAUUUGACAGUCACAGACCUUACAGUGACACUUCCUCAACCAGUGAUAGAGGGUCAUGCGGUGAAUUUGAGUUGCAUGAGUUCCUGCAGUGAGAUGGACAAGCAUAAAGUGAUAUGGAGAAAGAAUGGACAAGAUUUACCUGGCAAACAGAAAUACAGAAAGCAACUUGAGAUCCAGAAUGUCAGUAUUGAGGAUGAAGGCCUCUAUUCAUGUGCUUUAAAAGGCUACAAGGAAACUGCAACUACACCAGUGAAGCUCAAUGUAAUGUUUCCUCCAAAGAACACAUCAGCUGUUGCUGGUCCUGGUCUGACUCUGACCUGCAGCAGUGUUGCCAACCCACCUGUGGAGAUCUACACCUGGUUUAAGGUGAAUGAGUCCACUCCAGUAGGAUCAGGACAGCAGUACAGCAUCACUAACAUCAGCUCUGAGGAUGGAGGACAGUACUACUGUGAGGCCAGGAAUAAAUACGGAGCUGAGAACUCUACUGCUGUGUCCAUCACUGUUGCAGAUCUGGGAGACCGUAGGCCUGUACUGUACCCGUCAGUGGGAGUCUCAGUCUGUGGAGCUGCAGUUCUGAUCUGUGUGCUGGUCUGGAUCAGGCACUGCAGAAUGAAUAAAAGACACAUCAGUAUAAAGCAGGAUCAGGGUACUUGUCCAGCCAGGGCUGAGGCUGCAGGAGGAGCAGAGGAGGAUGUCCAGUAUGUUGUCCUGUACGCCAGUGUCCUGCCCAAACACAGCAGGCAGGCUGCAGGAGUGGAGGACGACAUCCAGUACGCCAGUGUCCAGUUCAAACACAGCAGGCAGGCUGCAGAAGAGAAAGACGACGUCCUGUACGCCAGUGUCCAGCGCAAACAGGGCAGGCAGGCUGCAGGAGUGGAGGACGAUGUCCAGUAUGCUUGUGUCCAAAGCAAACACAACAGGCAGGCUGCAGUUCUCUUGACCAACCAGAGGGGGAGCUCUCCGUGA